CAUGAUGCUGCCAGUGAAUAUCAUCACGACGCCACAAAGAGAGAAAACCAAACCACGAUCGGGGUGAUUCUUUCUUUUGCUUUGCAGGACUCCAACCUGUGAAUUUCAGAAAUUCACUUAGCCAACCUUUUCUCCUUCAGUUUGACCUCCUCUCCAUCUUCAGACCAUGGACACAGCUGCAGUGAUGACUCUUCUGGCUCUAAUCCUGGCGAUGGCUGGCGUCAGUCAGGCUCUUCACAUCCAAGGCGGUGGGGAUGAAAAUGACAUGCUGCCUGGCAGCUCGGAGGAGAACAUGGCCGACCGCCUGCUGGGGCUGGAGAUUGAGAGCAGAGACACCAGCCUUGAUGAUCGCCUGCUACUUUUAGUGCUAAGAGCACUGAAGCAAGCUGGUUUCCCUCUGGGAAUCCAGAGAGAAACCAGGGAAUCUGUCCUCCACCAGCCACAGAGGUUUGGCCGCAGCUCCAAUGGGCAGGUUGUGUUGGAGGAUAAGAUUCAGCCCCGGGACUGGGAGGCCGCCCCUGGUCAGAUCUGGAGCAUGGCCGUGCCCCAGAGGUUUGGCAAGAAGUAAUCUGGCAGCUGGACCCACGUGUCACUGUUCUGGAACAAGGCUGAGCAGAUGUCUGCAGACUAAAUUAAGAUGAAUAAAAUCUGAAAAGUAUUAGCAUAUUUUUUUCCUUUCUGAUGAAUAUUGUAGUCAGCCACACAACAUGGUAAAUUUUGAUUAAGAAUAAAAUUAGCUUUUAUUCUUAAACUUCUAGCAUACAAAAAUAUGUUAACUAAUGUUUUGUAUCUACUGAGAGGAUUGGGAUUAAACACUGAAAGUGUUUGUUGUAAUUUGUCCAAUAAAACAGCUUUGAAGUAGAAAA
Xiphophorus hellerii (green swordtail) is the source of this 866-nucleotide messenger RNA. RefSeq names its product neuropeptide FF-amide peptide precursor like (gene npffl). The coding region runs from base 167 to 568 and encodes 133 amino acids. The transcript has 3 exons. NCBI's taxonomy places the organism in Eukaryota, Metazoa, Chordata, Actinopteri, Cyprinodontiformes, Poeciliidae. Gene Ontology annotation, molecular function: neuropeptide hormone activity. The record is from RefSeq and is a predicted model, not a curated record.